GCCGAAGAUGCUACAGCCGUGCAGUCUCGAGCAGAUUUAGUGCGGCGCGGAAUGGCUCGCCGGCUUGGCAUCGAGUCGCGCGUCGCACGCCGAGUCGCUCGCUCCUACGCAGAUACAAAACUGCCCCGACCUCCUCCUCUCACCUCCUCUCCUCUUCUCUCCCCCUUCUGCCCUCUUUGCGUCUGCUAGUUUGCCUCGUUGCUGCUCGUUUCUUGCUUUUUGCUUCUUUUCUUUGUUUGUCCUUUGUUCGCCAUCGUCCGGUCCGUUCGCCAUCUCGCCUCAAGCCGCAUCCGAGCUCCGCCGCAUGAAACAAUAGCCAACCAACCAACCAGUUCGCCAUGGCUUCCUCAUCUUCGUCCUCCGCUCAGCCAUCAAAGUCACAGCAGCCGUCGAAGAGCACCCGCACAGAUGGCGUCGAUAUCCUCAAUAGCAUGCUAGUGCUCGUCGCCAGCCCUUCAGUCACAUGCCGUCGCAGCAGACCCGCCGAUGACUCGCGCAGCUGCCCUACCGCCCGCGCUGUCCGCAGCCUGCGCAGAAAACUCGCCCGUCGCUCGUCCAGCAGCGAGUCUGUCACAUCGUCCGCCAACUCAUCCACGUCCUCUCUUUCCUCAUCGUCGUCCUCCACAUUCAGCGGCGACACUCUCGCCGAUUCUUUCGGAAAUCUCACGCUCGACAAGGCUGUGCCUGCGGCUGAGUCUUCCUCGUGUGCCCACCCAUCUACAUCUACUCUCUCUCCCAUAUCUCAUGACAAUACCCACACAAAAUGCAGAAAGUGUACAGACGCCGACUCUGUUCCUGCUCUCUGCAAUCAGCUCAGACAGCUCUGCGUUCGCUCUCGGGCGCAGGCGCUCUGCGCAGACACUGCCUCUUCUUCACACCCUUUGAACGAGAAGCUCGCUGCGAUCUCGCUUAGUAGCGCAACAAAGCCGGAAUUUACUGUCGCGACCUCGUCAGUCUGCAACGACGACGAUGGCGAUGACGACAGCGAUCGCGAGAACGGCGGCGCGCUUGCAGAAUCAAGCCGGGAAGUAGAGGUCUCUUCCAGUCACGAUACCAAAGUUACAGUAUAUGCAGUGGCUGCUGUUGAGGAGCAGACUAUGUCUGAGGUCAAGGACCAGAGACGGCAAAGACAAGAGGAACUCGACGCCAGUAUCGCAGAGUUGUCGAAAUUCCUUGAUGAACCGUCCACUCUCAUCGCUGCUGCUUCUUCGUCCCUUUCAUCCAAGACUGAUGAGAUCGCAACCGAGUCUCAGUUGGCUGCUUUCAAUGACCUGUACUCUACCUACACCACAAUCACUCUUUCCAAGGGUAGCAGCUCCUCGCGGCCUGCCGAAGAAGAGCCGUCAUAUAUUUUCACCACCGCAUAUGCUCAACAAAUUCUUUUGCAGAACGGAUAUACCGGAAUUUUGGAUUCGGCCGACGCGCUUGAGGCCUUCAAUCGUUUGAUGGCCACAGGAAGCCUAGAGACCGAGCCUACUUUUGCAUCCUCCGCGGUCCCGAGAAGCGCUUCGCCAACAAUCUCCUCAAUUCUGGCCGGAAAGCCGGGCGUUGCUCAUGCUCCCGCUCUGUCUGCUCCUGUUCCAAUCAACGCUUCCGGCCCCGGAUCGUCACCGCACUCUUCCUCUCCUUCGUCCUCCUCGCCAUUUGGCCGUCUGCUGGCGCCGCCGUCACCUCCUUUGGAGGAGACACUUAUCGAAGACGAGCUCGAAAGCAUGAGCUCAAUCUUUGACCUCGGAGCUGCGGCCGACUCGCCUUCGACGCUUCGCGAUGCCGAGGAUCCCUUGGUCGAGCGCUUCCGUGCUAUCAGAGGCAUGAACCGCGUUUUUCCAGGGCUCGGAAGCCGAAACUCUUCAGGGCCGUCUUUCGGGUCUGAUGUGCGAGGCAGCAAUCAAGUUGCCUCAAAUUCAGGUAACCCGAUGAGCAUCUCGCGGCUAAUGAGCCAAGAGCCCACACCCACGAGCUCGUCAACGAGCCAGGGCUACCAAAGCUCGACCUCAUCCUCCGGCCCAGACUAUUACAGCGGAAUCGGGGGUAUCGGAUCGUUUCUGGCGGCAGCAGCAGCAGGCUCGAACACCGGUAGCGACCUUGGACAUGGCUACAAUCGACCGGUCUGCGGUGAGCUCUCAAACUACACAUACAGCCGGCGCCGGGCCAGCUCGGUAGCGGGCUCGCGGACGUCGCAGGACGACGAAGAGGAGGAUGGCAAUGUGUCAACCACGUCGUCAAACUACGCAGCCACGACUGCUUCUACGGCGUCGAGCACGGUUUCUGUAAUGUUGCCGGCGCUGAGCCCUCCUCCUUUGGUCAACUUCAGCACACACCCCGUUCAUCGACAGCGUUCGAGUGUGACGCCGGAGAUGCAGCAGAGGAGUCUGGCGCUUUCGUCAGGAUUGACCAGUCCUUCUGGUUCUCUAUCGGUGACGACUCAGGUCUCGAAUACGUCGCCCAAGCCUUCUUACAGCCCCUCGCCGUCUAGCUCUGGCAGCAGCGCGGGUGGUCCGCAGCGAUCGCGGCCGCGUAAGCAGCAAUGUCCCGAGUGCUCGGGGUGGUUUUCAAACCUAGCUGCGCACAGCGCUGUGCAUAUGGCGUACUCGUCUCGACCGUAUUCCUGCUCGAGCUGCGGACGCGGCUUUUCGCGGCCGAACGACUUGCUGCGGCACCAGAAGGCGCACCAAGGUGACUCGCCGUUCGCUUGCCCGUACUACCACAUCGACUCGCGAUGCCACUCGUCGGGAGGGUUUUCGCGAUGCGACACAUACAAGAACCACCUGCGGGCCAUGCACUUUGAAUACCCCGCGGGUAUAAAGAAGAAAGACCGCAACGGAGCGGCUGGCAAGUGCAAGGGGUGCAAUCGCGAUUUCAGGAACGCCGAUGAGUGGAUUGCGACCCACGUCGAGACCGGCGAAUGCCCAGAGCUGAACACGAAGUUAAGCAGCGCGGGCAGCAGCAACAAUGAUGAGAAGAAGAAUUAGGUGACGAUGGUUCAACUGGAGUUUAUUAAUGAUUAACGUGUGUUUUAUAUGGAUGUACAGUGUGUUGUCUUGUUUUUUCUUGUUUUCGUCCUCUGUAAAAUAGACAUAUUCGUCAUUGCCUGGAAAUUAAACGUGUCGAACGGGCUGCGACGCACUUGUCGAGGGGCCGCGUAAGCGUGUUG
Messenger RNA from Myxozyma melibiosi, 3154 nucleotides. RefSeq lists its product as uncharacterized. Bases 339 to 2972 code for a protein of 877 amino acids. The record is from RefSeq and is a predicted model, not a curated record. The transcript has 2 exons. Gene Ontology annotation, biological process: regulation of transcription by RNA polymerase II. Gene Ontology annotation, molecular function: RNA polymerase II cis-regulatory region sequence-specific DNA binding; DNA-binding transcription factor activity. NCBI's taxonomy places the organism in Eukaryota, Fungi, Ascomycota, Lipomycetes, Lipomycetales, Lipomycetaceae.